This is a messenger RNA of Cuscuta campestris, 1683 nucleotides long. Lineage: Eukaryota; Viridiplantae; Streptophyta; Magnoliopsida; Solanales; Convolvulaceae. The record is from the annotation of a GenBank genome assembly.
CUUUUCAAAGCCUUCAAAGAAACGUUGAGCUUACUUCGGUCAUCCGCCAUUGAAGCUUCUUUUAGCACUCAUCUGUGCUAAGAACAAUUUAGAAGCUUCACUCACUCCUUGUACUAUUUUUUCCCCUACAAUUAGAUAUAGAUACCAUUGCUGCAUUUUACUCCUUGGGAUAUAUCCAAGUAGUUCCUUGUGUUCUUUUGAAUUUGAGAAAAUUUCCGGGUUGGGCUGAGUUUGGCAGAGGUGUUUUGGUUCCUGGUUGAAUUGCUUGAAGAGCGAAAAAUGGAGUCCAUGGAAUCGGGUCAAGCUAGGUCCGUUUUUUACGGAGCGACAGCUGGAGAUUUCCGAGCGGAGCUCCAACAAUUUGGCAACGACGGAUUCCACGCCGGUUUAAUGCCUGCAGUGGCGGAGGAGGCUGGAAGUUCGUUCACUGCACUGCUCGAGCUCCCGGCGGAGCAGGCGGUGGAACUUUUGGUUCACUCUUCGGAAACAGAAGCCUCACCUCCGGCGAACCUUCCUGAAAUUGAAUCGCGUAGAAAUUAUCGCCACGGCUUUCUACCGCCGCCUAUUUUCCCUUCAGACGCAGCUUUGAUUGACCGAGCCUCCAAAUUAUCUGUAUUCGCCGGGAACUCGCCGUCUAAUUCGUGCUCCAUGACUCAGUUCUUGAAGCAAGAGCCAGUAUAUGCUGAUCCAAACCCGAAAUCUUCAUCCCCGGACAUUUCCAAUCCAACUGUUUACCAGAAAUCCACUAAACGGGAGAGGGAGAAAAAGAUUAAAGAGCCUUGCAUGAAGAAGAGCAAGAAAGCAACUAAGAGUGCCACUGCAGAGGAAGGUGGCGAGAAGCUUCCCUAUGUUCAUGUCCGAGCUCGCCGCGGCCAAGCCACCGAUAGCCAUAGCUUAGCUGAGAGAGCAAGGAGGGAGAAGAUUAGUGCAAGAAUGAAGCUUUUACAGGAGCUGGUCCCAGGAUGCAACAAGAUUUCGGGUACGGCAAUGGUGUUGGAUGAAAUCAUUAAUCAUGUCCAGUUCCUACAACGCCAAGUUGAGUUCUUAUCAAUGAGACUUGCCGCUGUCAACCCAAGAAUCAAUUUUAAUCUUGAUGCUCUCUUCGCCGUCGAAAGUGACUCCCAAACUUUGGAAAAUAACAUCACUGGGACUAUGAUAAUGCCGCCCUCAAUGUGGGUUGAAGAACAAGAAGAAGAAGAAGGGCAAGGUAAUAAAAACUGUCAGCAGCAGCUGUGGCACCAGCAUUGUGAUGAAUUUCAUCAAUCCAUGUGGACUAGGGAAGAUAAUUGUAGCUUCAUUCCACCUGAGACCUCACCAUUAAGUUACAAUGAACCCACCGCUAAUUCUGGUGAGUUUCCUAUGCUAGAAAAUCCACUAAAAAUGGAGUUAUGAGAGCAAAAGCAAAGCUUUUUGCAGUACCUAGCUAGGCAGGCGUGUACAUAUAUGAAAAUACUCAUAGCGGUAGAUAGCGGCUGGGUUUCUGCGUUUCCUAGUUAAACAGAGAGCUGAACACUGGCGGUAAUAUCGGCGGCAGAGCGGUGGAGCUUAAGUUUAUGAUCUCUGUUGCACUAAACUUUGAAUGAAGUAUACUAACGUACUUAGAAGAGCGGAACAGCCACUGUACCUGUGUUAUAUUUUGCUUGUUUUGUAUGGUUCAUUCACAAACAAAACUGAGACUAUCAU